Molecule: messenger RNA, 312 nt
Organism: Paraglomus brasilianum
Lineage: Eukaryota; Fungi; Glomeromycota; Glomeromycetes; Paraglomerales; Paraglomeraceae
Source: the annotation of a GenBank genome assembly
AUGUCUGGCCGCGGCAAAGGAGGAAAGGGUCUCGGAAAGGGUGGAGCGAAACGCCAUCGUAAAAUUCUUCGUGAUAACAUCCAGGGUAUUACCAAACCUGCUAUCCGUCGGUUGGCCCGACGUGGUGGAGUAAAGCGUAUUUCAGGACUCAUAUAUGAAGAAACGCGUGGUGUUUUGAAAGUAUUUUUAGAAAACGUCAUACGUGAUGCUGUUACAUAUACCGAACAUGCUAAGAGAAAGACGGUAACUUCGCUUGAUGUCGUCUAUGCAUUAAAGAGACAAGGCCGUACUCUUUACGGAUUUGGAGGAUAA